Messenger RNA from Lobosporangium transversale, 1947 nucleotides. RefSeq lists its product as hypothetical. The transcript has 5 exons. Gene Ontology annotation, biological process: protein ubiquitination; ubiquitin-dependent protein catabolic process; mitotic cell cycle checkpoint signaling. Gene Ontology annotation, molecular function: protein binding; ubiquitin-protein transferase activity. The coding region runs from base 113 to 1888 and encodes 591 amino acids. The record is from RefSeq and is a predicted model, not a curated record. Gene Ontology annotation, cellular component: nucleus. NCBI's taxonomy places the organism in Eukaryota, Fungi, Mortierellomycota, Mortierellomycetes, Mortierellales, Mortierellaceae.
CUGUCAUCUUUCAUCCUUCAUUACAACAACAACAUCUCAUUUUAAAAGAAAUUCCAUCAGUCUCUACAAGAACCCUAUUCUUUCGAAAACAAACACUAGAGCAGUCUCAACCAUGAGUAGCGACAUUAACAGCAAUACAACUGAAUAUUCCACUCUUACGCUCGAGAACACUCUCGACGAUUUACCAGAACAUGAUAAUGAACAGUCAAUACAGCAGGGACAAGGAAAAGAACGACACAUCCCGCAAGCAUACGCUGUCCUCGCCUCACUCAACUCCACUAUCCCCGAUAUCCAACUCAAACAGAUCACCACUGUUGUGGGACGAGACAUCUCAAAAUGCUCUGAAGGAGCAGUACUUGCAGACAAAAUUAUUUCCAAAGUCCAUUGUGAGCUCUUGUUGGAAUCGUUGACGGACCCUGGAGCCGUAGUUUAUAUCAAGGAUGUCUCCACAAAUGGUGUCUGGGUUAAUGAUACAAAAAUUCCUAAGGAUGAAUUAUGCGAGAUCACUCACCGCGAUAUCAUCACUUUCAAGCCUGGCCCCCAUAAAAGCAUAGCGGAUGGUCCAACAUUUGUCUUCAUGGACCAAAGAAAAGCAAAUUCAAAGCGCAAAAAUGUAGAUUUGGAUGCUAGCACCUUAGAUAGUACAUCAGCUUCUUUAGAGGUAGACACCAAAAAGAAGCGAAAACUGGAGGAUUCAAAGGAACAAGGCAGAGGCCAGGAUGAAAGCAAAUAUACUCAGAAUGAUAAUGCUAAUCAAAACAAUGCAAAUGAUGGAUUUGAAAAGGAGUUCGGAUGUGGCAUCUGCUAUGAAAUCAUGCAUAAACCUGUUGUAAUGCAACCCUGUUUACAUGCCUUCUGCAAAAAGUGCUGCAAAACCUGGUUCCGAAGCUCAUCAAAUUGUCCAGCCUGUCGACAAGUUGUCAAUAGGACAAAGAAAGACUUUAGGCUUAACAACUUGAUCCAGCUCUUCAUCGAAUCUAGGCCGGAACUGAAGCGAGAUGAUGAGGACAAUGGCGCAGAAAGCGACGUAUCAGAUCUUAUAGGGGCACGGUCGGAUAGAAGGCGUCGAUAUGACUAUGGGCACAGUGAUGAUGAUGAAGAGGACGAAGAGGACGAAGAGAAUGAAGAUGAGGCUGCACAACCUGUCUUACUUCCACCUGGAUUUGGUCUUCCACCCAGCUGUCCAUGCUGUGACUCAGCCAACACACUGGGAUAUGUUUGCCCUGAUGCAGUACGACUAGGCCCUUUACCUGGCCAGGCGACUUAUGCUGACUAUUAUGCUAGACGCCAGAUCCAGCCUGGACAUGCUCAAUGUCCACAAUGCAGACGACAUAUUCCUUCUCUCCCGGCAACCGUUCCAGAUGCUGUUGCAGAUAAAUUCCGAUGCAAAAUGUGUCAAACUCCAAGUUGUGGCUGCGGCCUAAAAAGUGUAGAAGAUAGAAUUGAGGGACAUUGUACAAUUUACGGUUUUUUGAACCACUAUGAAGAGCGGGUGGCUCUAGAUUACAUGGCAGCAGAGAACUUGACCUCUCAAAAUGUGUGGGAAGAAAUUAAGGCAGGUAUGGAUCGCAAUAUGUUCCACUACUUGGUCCCAAGCGAGCCCAAUGCUCGAGUGCGCAACUCUGCAAUUACAAGUGCAGAUAAGAUCUGUCAUGAAUGCUCUCUACACUUUUUCCGAAAUGGCCCCCUUUUCCAAUGGCGUAAGAAUCUGGAUUCCAACAGACUGCCAGCACAAGUAGCUGCACGUGAGGAUUGCUGGUGGGGGCGUGAAUGUCGCACGCAGUAUAACCCUACAAACCCUACCCAUGCUACCAGGCGAAACCAUAUCUGUGAACGGAGACAUCGUAAUAAUAACAAUAACAAUGGUACCAACGACGAUGGUACCUAGAAUAAUAGCAACAAUAAUGACGUCGAUUAGCAAUGGUAACAUUUAAAAGACCAGGUAGC